Dipodomys ordii (Ord's kangaroo rat) is the source of this 2154-nucleotide messenger RNA. It is a transcript of the gene Sppl2a, whose product is annotated as signal peptide peptidase like 2A. Gene Ontology annotation, molecular function: aspartic endopeptidase activity, intramembrane cleaving. Gene Ontology annotation, biological process: membrane protein proteolysis. The transcript has 15 exons. Bases 130 to 1641 code for a protein of 503 amino acids. Gene Ontology annotation, cellular component: Golgi-associated vesicle membrane; lumenal side of endoplasmic reticulum membrane; cytoplasmic side of endoplasmic reticulum membrane. NCBI's taxonomy places the organism in Eukaryota, Metazoa, Chordata, Mammalia, Rodentia, Heteromyidae. The record is from RefSeq and is a predicted model, not a curated record.
AUGUCUUGACAAAAUUGAGUAUCAGUGUCUGCAAAGCUGAAUCAACUGAAUCGAGGCCUGUAGACCCAUGAAAGCCUGGUGCCCCAGAAUAAUACUGGCACUUGAGCAUCAUGUCUCUUUCUAACUGCAAUGACAGCUGCUCAGGAAGCAGUUCUGCAUGCAUCUGGAAGCGGCACCCCUUUACCCUCCAAGGACUACUGCAUGCUAUAUAAUCCUCUUUGGACAGUGCUUCCAACUACCCUAGAAAAUGCAACUUCCAGAAGUUUGAUGGAUCUUACUAGCACACCACUAUGCAACCUUUCUGAUCUUCCUCUCCAUGGCAUGAACAAUAAAGCAGUUGUGGUACAGUGGGGACCCUGCCAUUUUCUGGAAAAAGCCAGAAUUGCACAGAAAGGGGGUGCUGAUGCAUUGUUGGUUGCCAAUAACAGUGUUCUCUUUCGUCCCUCAGGGAAUAGAUCUGAAUUUCAAGAUGUGAAAAUACCAAUUGCAUUUAUAAGCCAAAAAGAUUUUAAAGACAUGAAACAGACUUUUGGAAGUAACAUUACUGUAAAAAUGUACUUACCACCACGGCCUGACUUUGACUAUACAAUGGUGGUUAUUUUUGUAAUUUCUGUGUUCACUGUGGCAUUAGGAGGAUACUGGAGUGGACUUAUUGAAUUAGAAAACUUAAAGACAAUAACAAGCACCGAGGAAAGAGAAAUGAGGAAAAAGAAGGAAGAAUAUGUAACUUUCAGUCCUCUUACAGUUGUAGUAUUUGUGGUCAUCUGCUGUGUUAUGAUGGUCUUACUGUAUUUCUUCUAUAAGUGGUUGGUUUAUGUUAUAAUAGCAAUAUUCUGCAUAGCAUCAGCAAUGAGUCUGUACAACUGUCUUGCUGCACUAAUUCAUAAGAUACCAUGUGGACAAUGCACGAUUACGUGUCGUGGCAAAAGCAUUGAAGUGAGACUUAUUUUUCUCUCUGGACUAUGCAUAGCUGUAGCUGUUGUUUGGGCUGUGUUUAGAAAUGAGGAUAGGUGGGCUUGGAUAUUACAGGAUAUCUUGGGCAUUGCUUUCUGCCUCAAUUUAAUUAAAACACUGAAGUUACCCAACUUCAAGGUAAAGUAUAUUGUUUUGCUAACUAAAAAAUACAUAAUUUGCAUCAACUUUUUCUUUUUUUGCCACUUCUGGACUGAGAAUGGUGAGAGUAUUAUGGUUGAACUUGCAGCUGGACCUUUUGGAAACACAGAAAAGUUACCAGUAGUUAUCAGGGUACCAAAGCUGAUCUAUUUCUCAGUAAUGAAUGUGUGCCUCUUGCCUGUUUCAUUAUUGGGUUUUGGAGACAUUAUUGUACCUGGUCUGUUGGUUGCAUACUGCAGAAGAUUUGAUGUUCAGACUGGUUCUUCUGUAUACUAUAUUUCAUCCAUAGUUGCCUAUGCCAUUGGCAUGAUACUUACGUUUGUUGUUCUGGUGCUGAUGAACAAGGGGCAGCCUGCCCUCCUCUACUUGGUACCUUGCACACUUAUUACUGCCUCCAUUGUUGCUUGGAGACGUAAGGAAAUGAAAAAGUUCUGGAAAGGUAGCAACUAUCAGGUAAUGGCCCAUCUGGACUCUUCAACAAAUGAAGAAAACCCAGUGACCACUGAUGAACAGAUUGUCCAACAGUAAUAUUACAUGGACAUGCAAUAAUGUGUUAUUGAUUUUCUACCAAUAGAGUUUGACUUUUUAAAUCAAUUUUUGAAUUGACAAUCUGAAAGCAUUUUCAGUGACGUUUGCAAAUAUAUAUUUUUAUGAGUUGGUACUGAAAAUUACAUCAUAAAGGAUGAAAAUGCAUUUGCUUUUAAUUAUGUCAAAAUUGUGCCUUCACAUUAAAUAAAAGCAUAUGGUCUGUGUGCUUUCCAAGACCCAUUAUAUAAGUAUAUUUUUCUAAAAAACAAUGCCUUGCCCUACUCCAUCCUUUCCAUACUGUACUAUGUUUCUUUCAACUCUAAUGAUGGAUCACAGUAUGAUGGCAAAGUGAGCAGAUGAACAAAUGUUUUAUUAAGGAAUUAUGUAGAUUUUGUCUUCUCUAUAGAAAUAACUAUUUCAGACCAUGCAUAAAGGCCAUUCAGCUGUGAAAAUCUGGUCCUCAUAUCCUGAAAAGGUUAGAAAUAUAUAAUUCAAGAAUAAAUAUAAACACAA